AUGCCACCGAGCAACAGUGACCCAACACUUGCCACGCUGGAAUCAGCAUGUUCCGAUUUGCAAACCCUCCUUCGAUCCUCCGAGGAAAUGGAAGACAACCUCGGAACCAUGGAGACAAGGUUCGAUCUCUUACAAGGAUCACUCACAACAGCAUCAAGAAGAAUUGCCCCUUUGCAAUCAUUAGCCAUGUCAAGGAAAGCACUCGACACAAGAAUCACAAGAGCCAUUUCACCAGCACUUGCACUCCUCAACACGUUCAAACUCACGGAGUCUCUCCAAAACAACCUCCUUAACCUCUCUUCGAAUCUUUCAGCGGAAAAGACACAACAUAAAAGGCUCCAGAAGCUUCUAGAAUACGUGGAGUACAUGGAUGACUUGAACGAGGCUAUUAACUCGAUAUGCGAAGACGUUGAAGCGGUGAUUCAGAAGCUUCAAGAGGUGGUGGAGUUUAUAAGCAGAACCAAGGCUGCGGAUGAAUACAGAACGCAGAGGUUGAAAGAGGCGUUGGUGACUCUGAAAGCGCUUUAUGAGACGGAGGUGGAUGAGAUGAGGUUCGAGGGUUUGUUGGAUCAGGCUUUGGUUCAUGUGCAAGAUGAGUUUGAGGGUUUGUUGCUGAGAAUGAAGCACAGGAACCUAAGAGAUGGGUUAACGUUGUUGUUGGAGGAUCAUGCUGCCAAUGAUGCUCAACACGUUAUUGUCAGGGGUACCUCUGAAUUAGGCUCGGAGCUGGAAAUUGAAGUUCUUAGACGAAUUUCAACCACUCUUGCCGCAAAUGAUUGCCUAGAUAUAUGCAUUGACAUCUACGUCAAGGCAAGAUAUAGAAGGGCAGCCAAAGCACUAAUGAAGCUAAACCCCGAUUACCUAAGAACAUACAGCCCAGAAGGAAUCGAUGAAAUGGAAUGGGAAACAUUGGAAACAGCCAUAACCCUGUGGAUCCAACACCUCGAAGUUGCAGCAAAGAGGGUCCUUCUCUCAGAAAAAAAACUCUGCCAAAGAGUGUUGGGGCAUUUCAUGGAUGGACUAGUAUGGCCCGAAUGCUUCGUCAAGAUCUCAGAUAAGAUCAUGGCCGUUUUCUUUCGCUUUGGAGAAGGAGUUGCCAGAAGCACCAAAGAGCCUCAGAAGCUGUUCAAACUCUUAGACAUGUUCGAAUCCUUAGAGAAACUCAAACCCCAAGUGUUGCAAAUCUUCGAUGGUGAACCUGGAGUGGACAUCUGCACACGGUUCCGAGAGUUAGAAAAACUCAUCAUUGAUGCUUCAAGCAAAGUUUUCUGGGAAUUUGGUCUCCAAAUUGAAGGAAACAUCGAUGGUCUUCCACCCCCACAAGAUGGUUCUGUUCCAAAACUCGUUAGGUAUGCUAUUAAUUACCUCAAGUACCUUGCCACAGCGAAUUAUAGAACAACCAUGGCUAAGGUUCUUCGGACAGAACAAACAUGGAAAGGUGGCAGCGACAUAUCAUGCAAGCAUGAAACGGAUGAGAGUUUACUAAAGCAUGCGAUUUCCAAUGUGAUGGAGGCACUUCAAAGAAACAUUGAGUCUAAACGUUUGUGUUGUAGGGACAAGAUUUUGAUGCAUAUAUUCACUAUGAACACUUAUUGGUACAUUUAUAUGAGAACUAAGAACACUGAGCUUGGUGAGAUUUUGGGGGAGCAAUAUAUGAAAGAUGGUUACAAGGCAGUGGCUGAGGAAUCGGCUUACUUGUAUCAGAAGCUAGCGUGGGGAGGUCUGGUGAGGAUUUUGGGUGUUGAGGAAAUGAGGGAACAAGGGAAGGAUAGUUUUGGAAGGUUGGUGAGUGAAAAGAUUGAGGCUUUUUUAAAGAGUUUGAAUGAGGUUUGUGAGAGGCAUAGAGGAGUUUAUAGUAUACCAGAUGUUGAUUUGAGGGAACAGAUGAGAGAAGCCACUGUGAAGUUUGUGGUGCCGAGUUACGUGGAGUUUGUGGAGUCUUAUUCUGGUUUGUUGCAGAGGAAAGUGUAUCCAAGUGUUGAAAGAGUGAGAGGGUUGGUGGGGAAGGCUUUUGAUGUUGGUGAUGUUAAGUUUAAGAGAAGAAACUCUUGUUCCAAUGAUUGGAAUGUUGGAUCCUCCAAUGGUGAUGUUUGA
Molecule: messenger RNA, 2094 nt
Organism: Abrus precatorius (Indian licorice)
Lineage: Eukaryota; Viridiplantae; Streptophyta; Magnoliopsida; Fabales; Fabaceae
Product: exocyst complex component EXO70A1-like
Exons: 2
Coding region: 1-2094 (697 amino acids)
Biological process (GO): exocytosis
Cellular component (GO): exocyst
Molecular function (GO): phosphatidylinositol-4,5-bisphosphate binding
Source: RefSeq, a predicted model, not a curated record